AUGUCUGGGUUCAUUAUCGACAUCCAAGGAAUCAUCUUCAAGGGAGAUGAAUUCAUCCCAGAAGCAAAACAGUUUAUGGAUCACUUAAAUUCAGAGAAAAAACAAGUAUAUUUGCUUUCAAAUUCCACAAGAAUUACCACAAAGCAAACAAUAAAUCAGCUCAAAUCUGCAGGUAUUGAAAUUCAAGAUUCUAACGUAAUUACUGGCUCAAAGAUUAUUGUUAAUGCAAUGAAACAAGAAAAUAUCAAACAUAUUUUAUUACUUGGCACAGAUGAUUUAUGCAAUGAAGUCGCUGAAUCGGGAAUUGCUGUUGAUAAAGGAAAUUCACUUGGAUCAGCUCAUGCCGAAGCUUAUAAACUUAAUGAUAAAGUUGAAGCUGUUGUUGUUGCCGAAGACCUCUCUUUUAACUUCGUACAUGCAUCAAUUGUUGCUCGCUAUGUUUUGGAAAAGAAAGUUAAGUUCUUUUGCGUUGGAUAUGAUCAAGUUUUCCCAUCUAAAGGAGAUAACUUCGUUCCUGGUGCUCUUACAUUGGCUACUCCUUCAUAA
Trichomonas vaginalis G3 is the source of this 546-nucleotide messenger RNA. Its product is annotated as phosphoglycolate phosphatase protein. The transcript has a single exon. Gene Ontology annotation, molecular function: phosphatase activity. NCBI's taxonomy places the organism in Eukaryota, Parabasalia, Trichomonadida, Trichomonadidae. The record is from RefSeq and is a predicted model, not a curated record. The coding region runs from base 1 to 546 and encodes 181 amino acids.